This is a messenger RNA of Rotaria socialis, 1752 nucleotides long. Lineage: Eukaryota; Metazoa; Rotifera; Eurotatoria; Philodinida; Philodinidae. The record is from the annotation of a GenBank genome assembly.
AUGAUGAUCAGACCUCAAUAUAUUCGAUUUGUCUUCUCUUCUGACAAGAGCUAUCAGAUUAAUAGCUCAUCUAAAAUUCUUAAUAGUUUCACAUGUUCACCAACUAUUAUAACACCAAAACAUAUGUUUAUAUCUUCAGCACUAAACAUAAAAGAUUCAACAACAUGCUCAGUUGCUCCUGAACCAUGUCAGAAUACAUCACUGUCAAUCGUCGAAACUGCAUCUGGUGAAUCGAACCUAUCGGAAGUUGUACCAACGAAGAAUUUGAGUUCAAGCACGAAUACAUCAAACGUUCAAGUCUCAAGUGGAAAGAACAAAAGAAAUUUAUCACCAUCUGCAAAAAAGAAGCAACGCAAUAGAAAAAAAUCAAACACGAAAACAGAGCAAACUAAUUUGCAAUGUAUCAGGCGGACUAAAAACUGGUCGGAACAUGAAACUAUCAUUUUUAUUGGAAUAUGGAGUGAUAAUUAUGUAAAACUAACCUCUGCUAGUUGUAGACAUAGUACUAUAUAUCAAUCGAUGGCCAAUCAACUGAACGAUACUUUUAAAGAUAGAAAUGUUAGUGCAGCUGAUGUCAAAGCGAAAAUUGGUAAUUUAACAACAGAGUAUCGCCGAAAAGCAAAAGAACAAGGGGAAAAAGGUGCUAGCCCAUGCACUUGGCGGUAUUUCGAUUUGCUGGAUAAACUUCUCGGGAAAAGAACACAUAAAAAUGAUAGUCUGUUGACUGAUUCUAUGAUCAUCGAGCAAGAAAAACUUUCGGAUGAUAUUAAUAAUGUUCAAAUACCGGCUACGACUUUGAUGCAAGUGGCUAAACAACUUGACGAUUCGUGUUUAUCCCACGCAAAUGCUGAAGAAAUAAAUAGUCCUGCUCGAUCAAAUUCCAAUUAUCUUUCAAGUCCUGAGGGUAGUAUAUCUACUUCAGCAAUGAAUACCCCUACAACUACAAACAUAGACGCAUCAUCAAGACGAGGUACUCCAACUCAAAAACGAAAGAAAAAAACAUCGGAAAUAAAAAUUGGAUUGAUAGAACAGCUCCUUACAAAAAUCGAUAGUGCCAAUGAAGCUAUGCUUCGAUCAGAAGUGAAAAUGUUAGAAAUUCUCGAAAAACAAACGCGACUUCAAGAAGAAAAAACUGAUAAUGAGAUUGAACGUACAAUUGGAGAUUUCCUGGAUAAUUAUGGUUAUGCAAUGUGUGCCGGCUAUUUGGAUGGCACACACAUAAGCAUAAAUCCACCGAACGGAGAAGAGUUCGACUAUUUUAAUUAUAAGAAACAUCACUUUGUUAUCCUAUUGGCGGUAGUGAAUGCUUCCUUACAACUAACAUACGUAAAUGUUGACUCUCAUGGUCGUUGUAACGACUCAUUGGUUUAUCGGCGAUCUCAAUUAGCAGAAGUGAUUCAACGCUCAAGAUACGCUAAUCAUUACAUGAAGAUAAACAACGUGAAGACACAGGUGCAUAUAAUCGAUGACUCUGGCUUUGCAUUGCACAAAACAUUGAUGAAACCCUAUCCAUCUACACCUAAGAUGCCUCCCAGUCAUGUAAUUUACAACUAUCAGUUAAGUCGCUGUCGAUCAACAGUCGAGCGAGUGAGCAUUCUUCGCAAUUUAUGUCUAAUGAAUGGUGAUGAAUUGGAAAUAGAGUGGGAUUUGCCACUCCCAACGCAUAAAAAGUCACGUUGUAAAAUGCAAACAACAAGUGGUGUUGAUGCUAGACAAGCACUUACGGACUAUUUUCUACAAAACCCAUUGUAG